This is a messenger RNA of Cladocopium goreaui, 1317 nucleotides long. NCBI's taxonomy places the organism in Eukaryota, Dinophyceae, Suessiales, Symbiodiniaceae. The record is from the annotation of a GenBank genome assembly.
AUGAAGCCAGUGCUUGUUGACAGGGAACGCGACUUGGCUAUCUUCACAGCCCAAAAAGCCCUGAUCGCCGCAUUGGGCAUCACACCAGGAAGGCUCACCACCAAUACAGAGUCGCAGAAGAGUGUUUGCGUGUUUGGGUUUGGAGACGGCCUUCCUGUGCGUUCAAACGUGGCAACAGUCACGAGAAGCUGCCAGAUGUACAAGGAAAUUGAAGCCCUCAUCUUGAGAGGUAUGUCUGGUGGGGCAGCCCUCGAAGUCUCGUUUGACAAAGCUGGGAAGCUGCUGAUUUCGGACGUCAUUGACGGGGUGCUGUCAUUCAGGCUUGAUGCACAGACCGCCUACUACUCUGCAGUGUCAGAAGACAUCCUCGAUGACUCAGCCAAUCCUCCCAGCGUGCGUCUGCAAUGUGCCGAGAUUCUCCUGCAACGUUUGACACGCAGCCAUGCCACUUGGUGCUCUGAUUUUGACCAAGCAAUGGAGAAUGAUUUGGCUCCUGGUAUGGAAGCAUUGCAAGCGUGGAAAAUGGCUUAUGCCGAUGAACUCUGCUCUAAAGGGCUGCAGGAAUUGUGCGAAAUCUUGUGCUUGGACCCCAAGCUCUUCGCCUUUCCUCCAGACCAGGUGGAUUGUUCUGUUGGGGCAAGGGUUUUCGCAAGGUCCACAGCUCUGGCAGAUACAUCCUUGCAAGGCUUUGAGGACCUGGGGCGAACUGCAGUCAGAUUUGGGGUCAACGAUCGUCCAGAUCCACCUCGCCAGUGGUCACAGUUGUUGAGCCGCCUGAUGCCUUUCUCCUCUCUACAACAUUCAGUUCUCAAGAUUGACGAAACCUCCGUGCAUUCUCUGCCGGACGAACUUCGCGAUCUCUCCACUCGGCAGCCCAGUGGCGGUUCCACCCCACGGCCGGACGGACCGGCCCGCUUGGGCAACGACGGCGAUACACGACAGGACCAUCCUCACCAGUACCACUUUGACGUCGUCGCCGCUGCGAGGGAAGCCAACGUAGAUCACUAUGUGGGUGCCUCGCACUGGUGGGUGAAGCUGCGCCGCAUGGCCGUGGAUCCGGAGGUGAAAGUCUGGACGCGCGACUGUUGCAGUGAGACUUAUGGUCAGCGCCUGUUUCUGUUGAUGGGCAAUAGCUCGAAGAUUGAGGAAGCGGUGGAGUGUUUAUCCUUGGAGGUCUCGGAUGGCCAGCAGCUGCGGGUCAUUUGCCACGGAACUGGGGAAUAUCUCUUCGUUGAGGCACGGCCGGGCGGUGUGGGCGACGCGCAGAGCACGGCAGUGCUGAUGCUACCUGAGGUUCGUGUCCUGAGCAGAGAUUGA